GUUCCCCAGGUAUUUUUCUUUGUAUAAUUAACUCACUGUCCAUAUUUUGUUGUUUCAAGAAGUCCACAAUCUCCUUGGGUUUAUUUUCUCUCAAUAAAACCAAGUAACAAACACCUUUAUCACUUAGUAAGUCCUUUAAAUUCACUAAUAACCUAUCUAAAAUUGCUCUCCCCAUGUGUCCACCAGCCCAUGCUCUAUUCAAACCACAUCCAUUCAUUUCAAUGUCUUCUGUAACAACAUAUGGAGGGUUAAAUAAAAUAACAUCAAAAGUUUUUGGUUUAAAAUUGCUCAACAAGUCCAUAUUCACAACUUCUAUAUCUGCGUUAUUUAAUUUUGCCGUGUAUUUUGUGGCAUUGCAAGCUUCAAUAUUUAUAUCCGUACUAAAGUAAACACAACUCUUUUUUAGAAUAAAUGAGAGUGACGUUAGCACCACACCACUUCCAGAACCAAUUUCCACCACUGUUAGUGGUUUUAAGUUGUUUAAAUAAGUGGCUUCUUUCUCUAACGCGUCCAGGAAUAAAAACGUGUCCUCUGCUGGUUCAUAGACACUGCAAAACUCUUUAAGAUCAUAUUUUGGGGUUGGUAGGUCCAUAUUACGAUUCUUGGCUCUCUAUUGUGUCAUUUACCAGUACUUUUCUUUGCACUACUUCUUUAUCGAUCGAUGAAUGCACUUUAUUCAGUCUGUCCUGCGCGUUUUGAAGUAUGUUUGAAAGUACUGUUACUCGUUGUUUAGCAUUUAUUAACUUUUUUACGUAUACGUCAAGAUCUAGGGAUGUUUGUUGGCUAUCCGAUAUCUUUUUCAGUUCCUCAGCCAAACUCUCUAUGCACUGCUUCAGUUCCAGUUGCGAUAUUCUAAAAAAUACGCAAAGUUACAAAAUAUUUCAUUGUUUUUAUGGUUGUAGACCUCGUCGCGCGUACUCUUUCAUCCAAUUGGUCCACCGUGGGCUUAAUUAGUCCCAUCAAGCCCUCGGCCAAGGUGUCCCUGGUCGGGUUUUCGCAAAAAUUCUCGGUAUUUUCGUCGAUGGAAGUUGCCGUACUUUCCGAAUCCACGUCCAUCGCAACUUUUUGACAUUCGAAGUGUCAAUGUCAAAAGUCAGUUCAAUCGUGCCACUACCAACAUGACGCUCUUUGUUUAAAAUUUCUAGUGAUUUCUUCGUUAUUCGUUGGAUUUAAAAGCUUUCCGUACGGUAAAUUUAUAUAUUCCCCUAUUUGGAAAUUGUGCAAACCUAACCUUGGUCUAUGUUUUAACUUUUUAAUGUUGGCAAUAAGUGAAAUUUUCUUGACAGUUCUCUGUCAAUAAAUAUUGGGUGUGGAAAUUAAUUGGAAUACACAGUUAAUUAAUACGAGUAAAUAAGUCGAAACAUUUACAAUGGAUAAGUUGUACGGCAAAGAUAUAAGCAUGUACGACGACAUAGACGUGGAGGACUUAUUGGCGAAACUAACAACCGAAGAAAUAAACAUACUAGCGAAGGAGGUGGACCCGGACGACAGUUUUUUACCGCCAUCGCAGAGAUGCAGCUACGAUUGCGACAAGGAACCCACCGGGCCCCUGAACAGAAAAUUGCUCAUCGAAUACAUAAACAAAAAGGCCAUCGAAACGCCCGACCUACCCGAACUGAAACCCUUCGUUGCUGGAACAGUGAGGGGCAAAAAGUGGGUACCCCCCGCACCGCCCGCCAGAGAGCAGGAAGCGGAAGAGAAAAUCGCCGUCGAUUUGGGCGAAGAGUACGAACAAGCUCUGUGCGAAGCCACGCAAGACGAAAUCAUUGAUUUGGCCGCUAUUUUGGGUUUCCACUCGAUGAUGAAUCAGGAUCAGUACCACGCCUCGCUUUUAAACAAAGGCCAGCCCCUCGGGUUGGGUUGGGACGGCAUCACUAAAGCCUCGAAACCUAAAGUGUUCCCGAUGGAGCCCCCAAACAUGACUGACCCGGAAGAAUCCAUCCAAAGCGUUAAAAAGGACGAAAACAAGUACGUCGAGCUCAACUGGAACAACAUUAAAAGCAUUUCCGACGAGAAAUUCGAGAAUUUGUUCACGGCCCUGGGGGAGAAUACGCAUCUGGAGACAAUUAAACUGGCUAAUACAGGUAUGUCGGAUAGGCAUGCCGACAAACUGGCCGAGGCUCUGGAGAAGAACAAGUCGAUGAGGGUUGUGAACGUGGAAACGAACAUGAUCUCCCCUCUGGGAAUUGUGAGGCUCAUAAAGUCGCUGCUCAAAAACAAAUCCGUGGAGGAGUUCAGGGCGGCCAAUCAGCGGUCGCAGGUGUUGGGCAACAAGAUCGAGAUGGAGAUCACGCAGCUGGUCGAGAAGAACGGCAAUCUGGUGAGGCUGGGUUUGCACCUGGAGUACAACGACGCGCGUCAGCGCAUCGCGGCGCAUUUGCAGAAAAACAUCGACCACACUCGCAAAAUGCGAAUGGGGCAGCUUCCUCGCAACCAAAUGUUUCAGACUAUAGAAUAUUUCACGUCAUAGCUUUAUGGUUGGUUACUUGUGCAGUUAUAUAAAAUUUACUUACAAAAUGCUGUGUUUGUUAUAUUCGAUAAAAUCAAGGAUUGGAGAUUACCUCUUACACACCAUUGCAAUCGACUAUUCUAAUCUGAAAUACCUACCUACUACUACUUUUACUACUAUAGUAAACUAUACUUUCUACACGCUAAAAAAAACUACUAUGCAUGAACCUCCUCUACUGUCAACUCGCACCAAAGUUCUUCUGCUGCCAAGAAAUGGUGUACUCAAAAUUCAACACAAAAUUACUAAUUUUAGCGUUUCCUGUGUUAAUUUAUUAAUUUUUUUGUGUAUUUAUUUGUAAAUAAUGCAUUUGGAAAAUUGUAAAAACGACUAGUUUUAAGUAACAUUAUUCUGUUUUUAACUUUAAUUGUUAAUUUCUAAAACGAAUCUACUAAAUGCUACUGACCCUAAUUAAAAC
This is a messenger RNA of Brassicogethes aeneus, 2924 nucleotides long. NCBI's taxonomy places the organism in Eukaryota, Metazoa, Arthropoda, Insecta, Coleoptera, Nitidulidae. The record is from the annotation of a GenBank genome assembly.